AAACGAUUAAAUACGAUGAACUCCAUUACCCAUACAACCCUCUGCCAGCGUGUUACGUCAUAACGUCAGACGCUAGGCAUAUUUCAACAUGGAGGACAUCGUAGCUGUAGAAAAGAGCCCGGAAGAGAUGCCGGCAAUACUGACCUCCAGACCUCAGACAGGACUGUCCUUCCUGGCACCUGAACCAGAAGACCUUGAGGACCUUUACAGCAGAUACAAGAAGCUGCAGCAGGAGCUGGAGUUCCUGGAAGUGCAGGAGGAGUACAUUAAAGAUGAACAGAAGAACCUGAAGAAAGAAUUCCUCCAUGCCCAGGAGGAGGUGAAGAGGAUACAGAGCAUCCCACUUGUCAUUGGCCAGUUCCUGGAAGCUGUUGACCAGAACACAGCCAUUGUUGGCUCAACUACAGGGUCCAACUACUAUGUGCGCAUCCUGAGCACCAUCGACAGAGAGCUGCUGAAGCCCAACGCCUCAGUGGCCUUGCACAAGCACAGCAAUGCCCUGGUGGAUGUUCUCCCUCCUGAAGCUGAUAGCAGCAUCAUGAUGCUGACGUCGGACCAAAAGCCAGAUGUGAUGUAUGCUGACAUUGGUGGUAUGGACAUUCAGAAGCAGGAAGUCCGAGAAGCUGUAGAGCUGCCACUCACACACUUUGAGCUCUACAAACAGAUUGGCAUUGACCCACCCAGGGGUGUCCUUAUGUAUGGACCUCCAGGUUGUGGUAAGACCAUGUUGGCUAAGGCUGUGGCCCACCACACUACAGCGGCGUUCAUCCGUGUGGUGGGCUCUGAGUUUGUUCAGAAGUAUUUGGGUGAAGGCCCUCGUAUGGUGCGUGAUGUCUUCCGGCUGGCGAAGGAAAAUGCCCCUGCCAUCAUCUUCAUUGAUGAGAUCGAUGCCAUCGCCACUAAGCGUUUCGAUGCGCAGACUGGAGCUGACAGGGAGGUGCAGAGAAUCUUACUUGAGCUGCUUAAUCAAAUGGACGGCUUCGACCAGAACGUCAAUGUUAAGGUGAUCAUGGCCACCAACAGAGCAGACACGCUGGACCCGGCCCUGCUGCGUCCUGGUCGUCUGGACAGAAAGAUUGAGUUCCCCCUGCCCGACCGCAGGCAGAAACGUCUCGUUUUCUCCACCAUCACCAGUAAAAUGAACCUCUCUGAGGAGGUGGACCUGGAGGACUAUGUGGCCAGACCAGACAAGAUCUCUGGAGCCGAUAUCAACUCCAUCUGCCAGGAGGCUGGCAUGUUGGCAGUGCGUGAGAACAGGUAUAUCGUCCUGGCCAAAGACUUUGAAAAAGCUUACAAGACCGUCAUCAAAAAGGACGAGCAGGAGCACGAGUUCUACAAGUAGAGAGAAACGAUACAGUUCUUGGGGGGGAAAAAAGUGUCCAGGGACCGAAUUUUCUUAUUGAUUUACGCCUGUGUGUCUGUAUCUACAGUGUGUCUUUAGUGGAUUUGUAGUCCCUGAGCAUUGAUUUUUGGAUUAAAUUUACUCACUGCAGCACGAGGCCUAACGUCAGAUUAGCCCGUCUCCAGCCUUGAGAAGAGACACUACCAUGUGAAGGAGUGUUUUUUUUUGUACAGGCACUCUACUGGUUCUGAAAAAUAUCUGGCCCCGACUUUAGCUAAGACGGAACAUUUGUAUCUGUGUACUCACUUCAAAAGACAUUACAUUAAAAAAAUCCAUUAAAGAUGUUUUCCAUAAAGAAAGUUAAUCAUGGUCAUUGUUUUUCUGCCUUGAAUUAUACAUAUAUAUACUGUACUAUAGAUACUUAAUUAUAAAUCUAGCAUCAGUGUUAUGAUUUUUCUUGUUAGAGCUGCAACAUGUAGUCAACAUUUCUACUAGUUUAUUGAUUAAUUAAUUGGCAACUACAGUAAUUUAAUUAAAUGUUUUAUUGUCUCUGUCAUCUUUUUAAACAAAACUAAUCUACUGGUUCCAAUGUAGCUAUGGACUUAUUGUAUUAAUCUUCUAUGAUAUAACAUUAAAUACCUUUUUUAAGGUUUUGGACUAUUGGUUGGUCAAAAGAAGAGUUUUGACAUGUCAUCUAAAGCUUUUGGAAACUAUAGUCCUGUAUUGCCUGACCUGUAUCCACACUACCUUUGCACUGUUCAGUAAUGGUGCUAUGUUUCCUGCUAGUAAAAUGUUUUUUGAGGGGCAGCACCUACCUAUUUUGAGGCGAGGUAGAUGGGAAAUGUUGCCAUAAAGGGUGGAAUUGAUGAUUUGGACAAAAACAAUGUGAAUAAACUUGUAUUUUAAUCUGGUAA
Molecule: messenger RNA, 2256 nt
Organism: Cottoperca gobio
Lineage: Eukaryota; Metazoa; Chordata; Actinopteri; Perciformes; Bovichtidae
Gene: psmc4
Product: proteasome 26S subunit, ATPase 4
Exons: 11
Coding region: 89-1342 (417 amino acids)
Molecular function (GO): ATP hydrolysis activity; ATP binding
Source: RefSeq, a predicted model, not a curated record